ACGCGCUGGGACUUGUAGUAGCUAGUAGCUGUCAAGCAACUGUUUGUUGUUUCACAGUCCAGUUUUGUGUCCAUUUACUGUUGAUGGACUUCAUUUUCAGAUGGAAACGAUCUGCUCUACUUAACUUUAUGUGUGAUAUCAGCCGGACGGUGUUAGUAAAUGCGGUGUUUUGUAGCUGUUAGUGUCUGUACAGCUAACUUGCUAACAUUCCGAAGAGUUAGCAUUAGCAUUAGCAGGGAAGUUCAUUGACCCUCGGCUACAUGGAGACUUAGAACCGCCGGCUUGUAAUUUUUUUAAGCCUCAGCAUAAGUUUUCUUGCUUAGUUGUUUCUGGCAGACAUGUCUGGACUCGAUGAAGCGGAUGAUACCACCCCAUUGCUGAGGGAUGAUUCAAGCAGUGAUGACUCUCAAAAUGAAGGUUACAGGAGUCGGUGGAGGUCUAUUCGAGUCAUGUACUUCACCAUGUUCCUCAGCAGUGUGGGUUUUACUAUUGUCAUAACAUCACUAUGGCCCUAUUUACAAAAGAUUGAUGAUGACGCCAAUGCCAGCUUCCUGGGGUGGGUAGUGGCGGCCUACAGCCUCGGUCAAAUGAUCGCCUCGCCCAUUUUUGGCCUGUGGUCCAAUCGCCGGCCACGCAGGGAGCCGCUGGCGUGCUCCAUCUUCAUCAAUGUGUCCGCCAAUAUCUACUACGCUUAUGCUUACCUGCCUAAAUCUCAAAACAAGUACCACAUGCUCAUGUCCAGAGCCUUUGUGGGUUUCGGAGCAGGGAAUGUUGCUGUGGUAAGGUCCUAUGUUGCUGGAGCGACAUCGCUAAAGGAAAGGACUGGUGCUAUGGCGAACAUGAGUGCCUGUCAGGCCCUGGGCUUCAUCCUGGGACCAGCUCUGGGGGCGUGUCUGUCAUUCAUUGGUGAACACGGAGUCACAGUGAACGUCAUAGACCUGCAGCUCAACAUGUACACUGCUCCGGCUUUACUGGCUGCAGCGUUUGGCGUCAUCAACAUCCUGCUGGUUGUCUUGGUCCUGAGAGAGCAUCGUGUUGAUGAUCAUGGAAGAUGCAUUCAACCCAUCAACUAUAUAUCUGAAGAUAGUGUUGAUGUUAGUGAAGAAAUGGAGGAACCCAUCGACCAGGCUGCAGUUGUGACAUCCAACAUCCUCUUCUUCAUCGUCAUGUUCAUCUUUGCCGUCUUCGAGACGAUCGCCACUCCUCUGUCCAUGGACAUGUUCGCCUGGACGAGGAAAGAAGCAGUUUUAUACAAUGGAAUCAUCAUCUGCGGUAUCGGAUUUGAGUCCAUCCUGGUGUUCCUGGUUGUAAAAGUGGCCUCUCAAAGGGUUGGGGAUCGUCCUGUGUUGCUAGCAGGCCUGGCUAUCAUAUUCUGUGGCUUCUUUAUUCUUCUUCCAUGGGGAAACCAUUACCCCAAAAUCCAAUGGGCAGACCUUAAAAACAACACCCUGGUCAAUCAAAGGUUAGAUGGCGCCAUGACCGCUAACAGCUCUGUGGAGCCAACAGGAUGCCCGUACGAACAGACCUGGUGCCAGUACACCCCCGCCAUCCACCUGGCCCAAUACAUCACAUCUGACAUCCUCAUCGGGGUGGGAUACCCAGCAUGCAACGUCAUGUCCUACACACUGUAUUCCAAAAUCCUUGGAUCCAAACCCCAGGGUGUGUACAUGGGCUGGCUGACCGCUUCAGGCAGCGGGGCCCGGACUUUGGGCCCGGUCUUUGUCUCCCAGGUCUAUACGAUCCUGGGACCCCGCUGGGCCUUCAGCCUGAUCUGUGGAAUGGUGGUCGGAGCCAUCAUCCUCCUCAGCUCCGUCUACCACAGACUCAUCGCUUUUUCCGUACGAGUUGGAAGGAUAGUAGACUAAAAUGUGAGGAAUCCUCUCCAGCUUCUGUUCACAAAGACUUUUGGCCACGAUUGGCUGUAACAAAGGCUUUUUUUGCUGCUACUUUAACACGUGGUAAAGUGAUGCACAGGCCGUAGGGGUUUGUGACUCAGGGUUGGCCUUUGAACUCUAAGUGAAGACCAAACAGGUGGAGCUUCAUGAGUUCAAAUGGAACUAAUGGUUGCACCGCAGCUGCACUUUCACUCACUAUAUGUGAAAGAAACCUUUUGUGUGAUUCCUAUUUUUACCAAACACAAGGAGGUUCCAAGAAAUCAAGUAAAUUAUCAUUUUGAAUCAGAAAGUUCUCUUAACAUUUGUUACUGAAAUAUCUGACUGACAGCACGUGUUUUAUAUAAUUACACCAUUGCCUUUAAAGAUAAAUUUACUUUAAGACCAAAUGAUAGGAACUUGUUUAAAAUUAAGUUCUGUGUACAUAGAACGUGCUGACACAUAGAUUAGGUGUUUUUCAUUGAAUGUGGUGCCCUGCUACCAAAAAUUAAUUGUAUGUCAGACAUAAUAAUUAACAGUAAUCAUCAGUCCAUAAGCUAUGAGUAGAAGCAACACAUAUAACAUUUCCACAUCCUUUAUUUUCAGUAUUUUCCUGUUUCUGUUAAUGGCUUUGUCUGUUUUCACUUAAAACUAAAGGGUUUUAUGAAUUAAGUCAGAAAGUGAUGUGACCGUGUGUAUGUUGUAAUAAUUAACAGUGAUGCAUUAAAGAACUAAUAUGAUUUUUUUAUUUUAUUUUAUUCCCAGUGUCUCUUGUCACUGUUGUGUUUAGUUUGUUAAUUAUCACAGAUUGAAAGAAGUCUUUUCUGUCCUUUUUAUAUGAGACUAAAUUUCUGACAAUUUAAAAAAAAACUUCACUUAACAUUUACAUACAAUAAUUGAAAACAUCCUAAAGUGAAAGUUAGGGAUUUUUUUUUGUUUGUUUGUGACAAUGUGUGACAGUUUUUUAGUUGAAGAGACUUGUUAU
Sphaeramia orbicularis (orbiculate cardinalfish) is the source of this 2856-nucleotide messenger RNA. It is a transcript of the gene mfsd8, whose product is annotated as major facilitator superfamily domain containing 8. The transcript has 12 exons. Gene Ontology annotation, molecular function: transmembrane transporter activity. Gene Ontology annotation, biological process: transmembrane transport. Lineage: Eukaryota; Metazoa; Chordata; Actinopteri; Kurtiformes; Apogonidae. Bases 339 to 1865 code for a protein of 508 amino acids. The record is from RefSeq and is a predicted model, not a curated record. Gene Ontology annotation, cellular component: lysosomal membrane.